ACAGAGGCUUGAUUCUGUCCCGACGCUCUCAGCGCUUUCUUUGGACACUCCGCCCUUAUCCCUGGAUAUUUCCACUCUUGUAUUUGUAACACCGCUGGAUUUUUCCUUGUUGAAAAACAGACUGCUCGCUACAUCGCUGGCUUGAUCGCUCGAAAUCUUUUCUUUGUUUUUUUUUUCUUUUUUUUUUUUUUUUGCACUUUACUGAAGCCCCUCGCAUCGGUUAAUCUCCUGUCAAGACAGUAUCAGCUUCAAAUUCUUCAUUUUGCACCGUAAAUCAGAUUGCUAUUACUGAUGGCCAAUUUAUGCCACUGUAUUUAACAAAUUGCCUGUCAGUUUGCUCUCUUUUCGAUGGUAUAUGGUAGUGUUUAUGUCAUGCAAAUUUCGUCUGCUGUUUUUCCCUGCAUGCAUGCAUCUCCAUCAGAGCUCGAUGCUCUGAGUCUACGUGGAGAUUUCACAACAGUCUUUUCCCUCGUACCCAUCUUUGAAUCGUGUGUUUAGUUUUAUUGUCAUUCUUUUGCCUUUUCUGGACACUUUUUGAAGUUCAGCUGCUCAUUCAUUGCAGUGUUACUGUUUUUGUACCGCUCUACAACAUGCAACACUUUUUUACUGAAAGCUGCCAAGCUCGUCUUGUGAACCUAAAGGUUACCGAACAGAAAACCAAAGUGCCAGACUCUGUUAAACCCAAUCCCAGAAUUCCUGUAACUUCAAGACCCGUUCUGACCCUAAACAUAACUGAACCUUCCACCACCUCCUGCAAUGGCAAGUGUAGCCCUUCAAAUGCCCUACAACAACAGUUACCUCCGUUACAGCAGCCAAUUCCUCGAUAUCUGCCCCGAGAAGUCCCUCCACGCUUCAGACAGCAGGAGCAGAGGCAGCUACUGAAGAGGGGUCAGCCUUUACCUUCAGGCACUUUGAACCUGACCUCUGCUUGCAUUCAGCCUGGGGUCAUCUCCCCUCCCGAGACUCCCACCAGCAAACGACACACGGGAUUACCCCAUCAAAGUGGCUUGGGAGCCCAGUAUGAGAAUUUCCAUUGGAGCAUCCCAGCCACUAAUAGCAGCAGUGGCAACUGGGAUCAAGUGAUCAUUAACCGUAACGACACUGAAGCUUGGCCUUCCAUUUUGCACGGCAAUAGCCAGCAAACACCAGAAUGCAUCUUGGAUGCUAAAUGCACGUCAGAGAGCAACAGUAGUAGCACUAUUAUGGCUACAGGAGCAAGCCAACACUGUCAUUACUCAGUCAGCAAAGCCAGCAUUAAUCACUCCUCUAGUAUGGUCUCGAAUCAAGGUGGCCCUAAUAGGGACUGGGACUCUGAGGGAGAGGUUGAUUUGUCCAUUGGCAGUAGAGGCCAGUCCACCUGGGGCACCACUAAUCUGAACCUAAAACCCAGUGCCAACCCUGCUGCUUGGCCAGCUCUUGGACAUGAAGGGCCAGGGGUAGGAUCAGGCCCCAGUAGCAUGGUUUAUUCAAAUUCCCUUUCACUCAAUAUGUGUGGCCAAGGAGGAGAGCCACCAACUCAUGGCACCAGUGGAAAUGCUAGCUUUGGUUGUGUCAAUGGAAACCUUGUAGGGGACUGUGCAUGGGGUAACCCAGAUAUGCCUGAACAGCAUCAGUCACCCACAAAUGUAUCUUUCAGCAUGAAACCUCCUAAACUUAAAACUAAUGGACCAAAUAACACUAAACUAGAGCAAAUGAGUCCAGUGAACAGCUGGGGAGAAAACCUCAGUCAAUCACCUACUGAGCCAACCAGUGGAGACGGAACUGCUUUCUUGUGCAAUAGAGAUGCCAAAAAUGGAGAAUCAAAGGAUUCAGGCUGGGAUUCUGCUGGCAUCUCCUCCUGGGGGAAGAGAGGAGCAAGCAGUGGGAGUUGGGGUGAUUGGUGCAAACAGCCAAGCAGUCAGGGUACAGGAUGUGAUUCCAAUGAUUGUCCCUCCCAGGAACAUAUGAGCUCCUGGGGCCCUGAUAAUCCAGCAAGUGUGGGCAGCAGGGACAGUAGUGAGGGCUGCCCACAAAGAAGAGAGAGGUCCUCAAGUGAGGAUAUGGACCCAUUGCUCCCAAAGCAGGACAUGGACCCACGUGUGCUCUGCAACUCAGGCUGGGGACAGACUCCAGUCCGACAGCACACUGUUUGGGAAAUGGAAGUAAGCCCUAAUAAAAAUAAUGAUUCAAGGACUGAGAUCUGGGGCUCUUCCAACACACCUUCAACUGGACCUGCCCACCCUCCUCCUGGGUGUGCCAGUAACAACAUUAAUGCACCUCCUAGAAUGGACUCGAGCAAGAGCGAGGGACUUUGCCAUGCCAUUCCAAAUGCAGGCUUGGGAGGAUCAAUCCCACCCUCCACUCAGCCUAACAGUGGAUGGGGGGAACCACCUGCAAAUAAAAAGGUUCCCAAUGAAUCAGUAUGUGGCUGGGGCGAUCCCAUUGUAGAGGGUCCCGACACCAGUGGCUCUAAUGGCCAUUCUUGGGUUUCUGAAGAAAAGACUUCUAGCUGGGAAGAUGGUACUUCUCAGAAGAAAACACAAGGUUGGGGUGAAGGACCCAAAACCUCCUCAGGUUGGGGAAGUAGUGGCAGUGGGAAUAGUGGAGAGUGGGGAGACACCUCAGAAGUGCAAAAGAAUGGCUCUGGUAGUUCCACUUGGGACCCUGACAAUAGUAGCUGGAAAGAAACCCAGAGAGGCUGGGGUAAAUCAGCAACAGCACAGGGUAGUGGCUGGGGUGAUGCUCAACAUUCCAGUGGUUCAGAACAAGGUUGGUGGGGAAAACAUCAGAAGUCACACAGUGGAGCUGGAGGCAUGGGAUCAUGGAGUGGCCCAAACUCCAUGAAGCAGAGCAGCUCUGGCUGUGGCUCUGGAGGACAACAUGAUCCAGGAGAUGAGGCCAAAGGCUGGGAGGAACCCUCUCCUUCCUCUGUUCGUCGUAAGAUGGAAAUUGAUGAUGGAACCUCCACCUGGGGUGACCCCAGUGCUUACAACAAAAGUGUAAACAUGUGGGACAGGAAUAACUCUGCCUCCAAGAACCAUCCAGGAACUAGCAACAAUGGCAGCAGUAAAAGCCUUUCUGGGUCAAAUAACAACAACAAUCAUCACCCACAACAUAGUCAAGCUCCCCCUCAGAACAAUGGUAAUGGAAGCAACAACAGUGGCUCUCCCAGUCAAAGUGAGUCUCCUCACAACAGGAAGUCAAUGGUGAACCCAGGCUGGGGAGAGCUCCCCAACAUCCAGCCAAACACGGAACCCUCUUCAUGGGUGGAGCCAACCAUUCGUGGUGAGCAUCCUAGGGGCUGUGGGGGAUGGGGUGAGGGUGGCCUUGAGACCAGUAGGUCUUAUGGCAGAGGCAGUGCACCUACUGGAUCAGGCCCCUGUCAGGAAGGUUCCAAACCUAUGCAAGAUGGCUGGGGAUCAGGAGGGGAAGAGAUUGGCAUGAACGCUGGCCAGUGGGAUGCUGAUGAUGGUGACAUGUGGAACAGUCCCACCUCCCAAGACUCCUCUUGUAGCUCCUUGGGUCAAUCCAAGAAGGGCCCACCAAAUGCCAAGGUAUCCAACAAGCAGGUUGAUAUUUGGAUCAUGACCAGACUUAUCAAACAGCUUACAGAUAUGGGUUUUCCAAAGGAUCCUGCAGAGGAAGCCUUAAAGAGCAACAAUAUGAAUCUGGAUCAGGCCAUGAGUGCUUUGUUGGAGAAGAAAACCGAACUGGACAAAUGGGGGAUGGACAUGUCGGACUACAGUAACCUAAUGAAUAAGCCCAUAGUAUGCCAACCCACAAACCUCUCCAAAGACCCCUCGCUGGAUCGUGCACUCUACCUUGAAAAGGAUGGCAGGCUGUCAGAUGAUGCUCCGACCUCACCGUUUAUGCCUUCUCCUGGCCUCAAGCUCCCACUGGCCAACAGCAGCCUCCCUAGCCAUGGAAUGGGUGGGGUCUCCUCUGGGCAGUCCUUUCAAAACUUGAACAACAGGCAGAAUGGAAUGUUCGGAACUAAUGGAGCAGCACAAACUCGGGUCAUGCAGCAGCAAGCCCUGCCCCCUCAGCCACCAGUGCCACCUCUUAGCUCCACCCAGCCUAAUCUACGUGCUCAAGUGCCUCAGUUUCUCACCCCUCAGGUUCAAGCACAGCUCUUACAGUUUGCGGCAAAAAACAUUGGACUGAACCCUGCACUUUUAACCUCACCAAUAAACCCUCAACAAAUGGCCCUGCUGUAUCAACUACAACAACUGCAGUUGGCAUAUCAGCGUUUGCAGAUUCAGCAGCAAAUGAUGCAGGCUCAGCGUAGUGUCUCUGGUGCAAUCAAACAACAAGAGCAGCAAGUUGCACGUACAAUCACAAACAUGCAGCAGCAGAUACAGCAGCACCAGCGUCAGCUGGCCCAGGCCCUGCUCAUGAAGCAGCAGCAGCCUCCACCCUCCUCUCAUACCGGCCUGCACCCCAACAUUGGCAAGGCAGGCCUGGAUACGUUCACAAGUCACCCUCAGACUUCAGGUCUCUCCGUCUCUGACCUGCAGACCAAAGAGCAGCAGUCUUCUCCAAACUUUUUCAGCCUCUAUACACUCUCUGGCUUGAACCCAAACAUGAAUGUAAACUGUAUGGAUGUGGGCUGUCUGUCUCUGAAAGACCCAGCUCAGCCUCCUCAAUCCAGACUCUCACAGUGGACUCAUUCAAACUCCAUAGAUUCCCUGACAGCUGGCACCCAGCACAUGGAGGCAAACCUCAAUAAGCAUGGUGCAAUCUCCGCUGCUCAAUCCCAUGUGCCUGUCAGAAAGACAACCAUGGAGGAUUCUUUCAGCCCAUACAAUCUUAUAUCAAACUCUGAAUCCCCCACCAGCACCUUGAUGUCUCCAGAGAGCUGGACACAGGGCAAAAGUCCCAGUGAGAAAAUCUCAAGUGGAUCCAAUAUCAGCUGGCCUCCAGAGUUCUGCCCUGGGGUGCCAUGGAAAGGUCUGCAGAACAUUGACCCUGAGAAUGACCCCAACAUGACCCCAGGAAGUGUUCCUAGUGGCCCCACCAUCAACACUAACAUACAGGAUGUGAACCGCUACCUGUUACGUGACAGGACUGGAGCCUCAUCCCCUACUCAAAGUGGGACACUGUCGUCCUCGAGUAAGUGGCUGGUCAGUGCCUAUAGCUUAUUUGGUCUGUCAUCUGAGAACGAGGUGGAUGAGGACAAUGCAGGUAAACUCUUGGAAAUGAAGUCUACACUGUCCCCUGGUCCCAUCUCCCACACGAAGACCUCUUUGUCUCAUGAGUUAUGGAAAGUUGCCCCUGGGACAAUUAACUCUAGUGCCCCCUCUCGUCCCCCUCCAGGCCUGACAAACACCAAGCUCUCCUUCGCCUUGGGAGGAAACUCCCUUGGCCUCAGCCAGGGAUGGUCCGGCUCUUACUCAUCAGAAGGGGGAAGCUGGAGCACUGACAGUGCCAACAGGGCAAGCAGCUGGCUGGUGCUGAGGAACCUCACUCCUCAGAUUGAUGGCUCCACCCUGCGUACCCUGUGCAUGCAGCACGGCCCUCUCAUUACCUUCCAUCUGAACCUGACGCAAGGCAAUGCUGUCGUACGUUAUAGCUCCAAGGAGGAGACCGCCAAAGCCCAGAAUUCACUGCACAUGUGUGUGCUGGGUAACACUACCAUUCUGGCAGAGUUUGCCGGUGAGGAGGAUGUGAACCGCUUCUUUGCACAAGGCCAGUCCCUUACCCCAACCACCAGCUGGCAGGGCAGCCCAGCACCUGGCUCUAAUCAACCCCGGCUGGGAAACCCUGCUGCCAGCCACACCACAGGCCUCUGGAGUGGGGGUGGAGGAGGUAACAAGACAGUCUGUAGUAGUGGGAACAACAGCAAUGGGCACAGAGGGGACCUGCUGUGGGGCGGCGUGCAGCAGUACUCCAGUUUAUGGGCUCCCCCAAAUGGAGAUGACACCAGGGUCAUCGGAAGUCCCAUCCCAAUUAACACUCUGCUCCCGGGAGACUUGCUGAGUGGGGAGAGCAUGUAGGUUUAUUCUGACAAUGGACAUCAUAAACUGACAAAGUCAUGAGACCUAAUGGAGCAAAACCCAAGCGAAUCAAUGUGGCGAUAAUCACCAUCUCUGGAGUUGUAAUGAAGGAGGUUUAGGGUGAGAUGAAGCUGCAGUUUUUUUUUUUUUUUUUUUUUUGUCCCCUAAUUGUUAUAUAUUCAAACUGUUUGUUGUGUUUGUGGAUCUUGUUCUUAGUGCUCAAAUACCUUGAGAAACAAGGAUCAAUAGAAGCAGGAGCCUUUUGAUGUUUUUUGUUUUUUUUUUGGUUUGUUUUUUUUAUAUAUUUUUUUAUUUUUUUUUGCUCAAAAGUAUUGUUCAGGAGAAGCCAUCAAAGAGGCAGCCAUUCUGAAAGCGACCCAGGCACAGUGAGAUCUCGUCACUCCUUUCUGCUGAUUGGAUUCAUCCUGGUACUUUAUGUUUUAAAGUUUGCAUCAUCAGAACUUAUAUUAACUGUAAGUGCUCUCUGUCUCCAGGUCCUCCUCAAACACUUUUAUUUUCUUAAAACCAUCAACAAAAAACAAAAAAAAACUUUGUAUCUUGCACAGUUCUGUUACUGAGCCAGCAAAUAGGCCAGAGCAAAUGUGAACAACAACAACUCCUAGCAGUGGCCUGUCAGCUUGACUAAUCACCAACCUUUUUUCUUUUAUUCUUUUAGUUUUACAAAAGAGAGCUGGACUUCUCUAUUAUUUCUAUUACCCAUGCCAUAGGUGUUCAGUUAAAAAAAUAAGCUGAUUGUUAAGCUUUGAUGUGUCUGCUGAAACUUGACCAAGCAUCUGUGUGCGAGUACAUAACCACUGUUAAAAACACUCAGUGGAGGCUUUUUUAAUUGUACCUAAUGGACUUCAGUGUUGAAUCAAUCAAAAGUUAUUCAGUUACUAUUUGGUGUAUCUGGUCAGACAUUUUAUUGAAAGAAGAAAACUAAUUGUGUUGCAUUGUGCAAUAGAAGCCAGAGAUUCCUUCUUCCGUUCACACUGAAGCUUACUGAAACUUUUUUUUUUUAAGAAUUUAACCUUUUGGACUCAUUGUCCUACCUAGCCUGUCUGUUCAUCUGGCUUACUGGCUGUUCGGUAUUCUUGUGGGAAAAGGAGGAACUGUUUGAAAUCGUUCCAUGCUAUUUGAAACUUUACAAAACAUGCUGCAUGUGUGGCAUUGCACAGUCUAACAGCUGCUUAUUCACCAAACAGAAAUGUAAUCCAGAGCGGGGAGUCAGGCACAAUACAAAAUACAAAGGGUUUCUCUUAAUGCAGUACAGAAUAAGAGAUCCUUGCAUUUGGUGCAAACAAAAAAUAAAUUUACGUUUUCUAUGUCUCUUAAAUGGGAAUUAUCAUAGCACUUAUUACAAGACUGAUGCUCCAUCUGUGAAACCAAUAAAUCAGAUAAUGGAGUGUAUAUAUAAAAAAAUAAAAAAUAAAAAAAACAAUUACAAAGACUUCUUCUGGCAACUUUUAGCUCUUUUUUUGUUUGUUUGUUUUCUUACUGGUGUUCAGAAUGCUUUUUUAUUAUUAUUGUUCCUCUCUGGUCCAGAAACUUGAGUAAAAAAAAAAAAAAGAAAAAAAAAAUGAAGGGAAAAACAAGACGAAACUCUACAAUCAGACAAAACUUGCAAUGUGUUUUUUGUGUCUGUAUAAAUUUUUCCCACUCACUCUCAAAGUGAAUGUUAUUGUUACUCUAAAAUUGUUGUACACCUUUACUCUGUCUGGAGGAGGCACCUGGAUAAGUUGUGUUGGGAGGACUCUGUUUGACUGGCUGUGUGGUGUCUUAGUGCCUCUUUGUGAACUGUGAAAAUGGAUUGGAGGACAUUUGAUUCUCUAUAGCAAAAACCUCCAUGCACCUAGUACAAUGGAAAGCAGGAAAGGACAGUAAUGAUGUCGAAAUGAAAUGGAACUUGCCGUCAUCAUUCAUCAUUGUGUAGUGGUCGCUUAGCUGUGGAUCUUGGAAUGUUCCCACCUGUGAUUUUAGUGCUCCUAGCCACAUAGCUAAAGCCAAAACUCUCUGGAUAACAUCACACCUCAGAAAGCCCUCACUUCAUAAUGACCAGCUCGUGCAUCUGUACCCACUUCCUCCCUCCCUUGGCCCCAAAUGAGCAUUUACGCUGGAAUUUGUGUUCUCUGGAAUUGUGUUGUAUAAUGUGCUCUGAGAUUUCCCCCCUCUUUCUGUUGGUCAACAUGUAGUGGUCUUUAACUGCCAGCAGUCCUCAUAUGCAGAUACACUUUAAAAGAGGUGCCUCUGUAUUCCUGUCCUGUGUAAUGAAUGCAAAUGAGAAUCGAUGAUUUUAUUUUUGUUGUUAACAAUAUUUCAAAUGACUCUUUAUUGAUAUGCGUGCGUGCGCGCACGCAUGUGACCUCACCCUGGGUGUCCCACCUCUAACUCAGCUGCUAAAAUCCACUUUCUAUUUUGUGGUCUUAGUGAUGCCAAUCCUGUUAUCAAGAGAAACCGUCGUACUUGAAAAGCCCUGUCCGAGCAGUGUUUCUUUGGACAGAAUCUUUCUACCACUGGCUCUUUAACUACAGCACACAGAAUGCUGUUACUAUGCAAAUUUGUAACAGAUGGGCAUGUAAUGUCUGCCUUUUGAAACAGUGCCAAUCUUUGAAAGGAACUUUUAAAUAUCUUGCAGUCCUCCCAUAGUACUUAAUUACAUACUAAAGGCCAUUGUAAUCCUUGUGAAGACUGGGAUUUUGUCUGACACUAAGCCAACUCAAUACAGUUUUAUUUUGGGAGGGUUGUGUGUUAAUUCUGCUGAAUUUGAUAGAUCUCAUUUCAAUACAAGCUCAGGGCAUGACAAGAUAUACUAAAUUUAUGUUAAAUGAAAAUGAAGAUUAUCAUUGUAAGCCAUUUUAUACACUAAAUGGUGUGUAAAAAGCUUACAAAGCAUACGUUAAAAAAUGCAAAAGGAUAUUUAAUGGUGGGGCAAUAAAAGGAGUAUGGCUUUUUAUGGGUCUUCUCACAGGGACUGUUGCAGAGCCACCAGACUCAGAUUUUAAAGUUUGUAUAUAAAUGAGACAUAUCUUACCUCUCUGCUGCUGGUUGCAGUGAAUUAUUCCCCCAUGGUCUCAUGUGCCAAUGUAUACAAAGAUAUAUAUUGUACACUGUGGCAUCUCUGACUGAAUUUGGCCACAUCUUAAAUUCCAUGUCUUGUCCAAAUGUUUUGGUUUUGGUUUAGAGCACUUCUGUUUGGAGGCACUUUGAAGUUUAUUGUGUGUUUGAGGUGGGAUUGGGUUAAGGGGUUAGAGGAUAUUUGUUAACACCUCAUGCUGAUUGUGAUAAUUCUGUUGUUAGCAUUGGAAGGAUCUUUUAUAAAAAUUUAAACAGCAAUGGGGGCUAAAGGUGUACAGGUAAUGAACAAUCCCUGGUACUCUUUUUGAAUACCAAAAAUUAAGUAGUGUUUUAAUAUAUUUUUUCUAAGAUUGACAAAAACAUCUAAACAAUGAAGGAAAAAAAAAAAAAGAUCUAUAGCAUUUAAAACUGCACUUCUUACUGAUAUUAUCUCCGGUUUGCUGCUCUGUCCUUCCCUUAUUCUGAAGGUUGAUAGCAAGCUGGAGUGCUUUUUGUGUAUGCUGUAUUAACUGGUUGUUUGUAAAAAAUAAAUAAAAUAGGCCCCUAAACAGUACAUUUCCAUAUAAAAAUAAAA
Messenger RNA from Myxocyprinus asiaticus (Chinese sucker), 9624 nucleotides. RefSeq names its product trinucleotide repeat-containing gene 6C protein-like. The coding region runs from base 591 to 5975 and encodes 1794 amino acids. The record is from RefSeq and is a predicted model, not a curated record. NCBI's taxonomy places the organism in Eukaryota, Metazoa, Chordata, Actinopteri, Cypriniformes, Catostomidae. The transcript has 22 exons. Gene Ontology annotation, cellular component: P-body; nucleoplasm. Gene Ontology annotation, biological process: positive regulation of nuclear-transcribed mRNA poly(A) tail shortening; miRNA-mediated post-transcriptional gene silencing. Gene Ontology annotation, molecular function: protein binding; nucleic acid binding.